GCAUCGGUGCGCAUGCGCGCCGCUCCGCCGCAAGAUGUCAGCUCAGGGGGAUUGCGAGUUUCUGGUGAAGCGAGCCCGCGAGCUGGUGCCGGGAGAUCUAUGGGCGGCCAAGGCCUGGCUCAUCACGGCGCGGAGCCUCUAUCCCGCCGACUUCAAUAUCCAGUAUGAGAUGUACACCAUCGAGAGGAACGCGGAGAGGACGGCGUCGGCGGGCAGGCUGCUCUAUGACAUGUUUGUGAACUUUCCGGACCAGCCUGCAGUGUGGAGGGAGAUCAGUGUUAUUACAGCAGCGCUGAGGAAUGAUUCACAGGACAAGCAGACUCAGUUUUUAAGGGGAUUAUUUGAAACCCUUCCUGGUCGAGUGCAGUGUGAAAUGUUACUGAAGGCCACAGAGCAGUGUUUUAACACACUAGAAAGGGCAGAAAUGCUACUGCUACUUCUGCGACGCUUCCCAGAGACUGUGGUACAACAUGGGGUUGGCCUUGGAGAAACAUUAUUAGAAGCUGAAAAUAUUGAAGACCAAGAAUCCCCAGUGAAUUGUUUUAGAAAAUUGUUUGUUUGUGAUGUUCUUCCUCUAAUAAUUAACAACCCUGAUGUUCGACUUCCUGCCAGCUUGUUAUAUAAAUACCUGAAUAAAGCAGCAGAAUUUUAUAUUAACUAUGUAACUAGAUCUACACAGACAGAAAGCCAGUAUCAAGGUUCACAAGAUUCAUCUGAUCUUAUGUCUCCAAGCAAACGUAGCUCUCAGAAAUACAUAAUAGAUGGUCUGACAGAGAAAUCAUCCCAGAUUACAGAUCCGUGGGAGAGGCUGUUUAAAAUAUUGUCUGUGGUGGGAAUGAGGUGUGAAUGGCAAAUGGAUAAAGGAAGAAGAAGUUUUGGAGAUAUUUUGCAUAGAAUGAAAGACCUCUGCAGAUACAUCAGUAACUUUGAUAGUGAUGCUCAUGCUAAAUACAAGAAUCAAGUAGUGUAUUCUACAAUGUUGGUCUUCUUUAAGAAUGCAUUCCAGUACGUCAGCAAUAUCCAGCCAUCUCUCUUCCAAGGUCCAAAUGCUCCAAACCAAGCCCCACUGAUUCUUCUUGAGGAUGUGACCAAUGUCUAUGGUGAUACAGAUAUUGAUCGUAACAAACACAUACACAAAAAGAGAAAACUUGCUGAAGGGAGAGAAAAAACAAUGAGCUCAGAUGAUGAGGAUCCUUCUGGAAAGGCACGAAGUCGUCAUAUUGCAGUUAAUAAGGCAGACCUUGCAAACUCUAUUGAAGUACUAGAGAGCUUUAAACUGGCAAGAGAGAGCUGGGAGCUGCUCUGUUCACUGGAAUCACUUGACAAAGAGUUCACCAGAAUUUGUUUGUCAUGGAAGACUGAAACCUGGCUUUGGUUAAGAAUCUUUCUUACGGACAUGAUUAUUUACCAGGGGCAGUACAAAAAGGCAAUUAGCAGCCUGCAUCACUUAGCAGCUCUUCAGGGAUCUCAUUCUCCACAACAAAUUACAGGACAAGGAUCACUAGAAAAUCAGAGAGCGCUAAUCCAGUUAGCAACCUGCCACUUUGCCCUGGGAGAGUACCGGCAAACAUGUGAAAAAGUGCUUGACCUCAUGUGCUAUAUUUUACUUCCAAUACAAGAAGGAGGUAAAGUACAGGAGGAGCAUCCCAAAGUCAAGUCUAAAUUCAGAAAAGGGUCUGAUUUGAAGCUUUGGCCAUGUACCAGUAGAGCUAUCAUGCCUUAUUGCCUUCAUCUGUUGUUAGCUUGUUUCAAGCUCAGAGCUUUCACUGACAACAGAGAUGACACGGCAUUGGGCCAUGUGAUUGUUCUACUUCAGCAUGAGUGGCCAAGGGGUGAAAAUUUGUUCCUGAAAGCCAUCAACAAAAUCUGCCAGCAAGGGAACUUCCAGUAUGAGAAUUUUUUCAACUAUGUCACAAAUAUUGACAUGUUGGAGGAAUUUGCUUAUCUAAGAACACAGGAAGGUGGGAAAAUCCAUCUGGAACUGUUGCCAAAUCAAGGAAUGCUGAUCAAGAAUUCUAGCCCACCCAUGGGGUUACUACAGCAGGAAUUCAUACCUGUGCUACAGCCCAGCAUACAGACUGCUGACAGGCAUCACACAGUUACCCGGGGUAUAACUAAAGGAGUGAAAGAAGACUUCCGCCUGGCCAUGGAGCGCCAAGUCUCACGCUGUGGGGAAAAUCUCAUGGUGGUCUUGCAUAGGUUCUGCAUUAAUGAGAAAAUACUGCUCCUUCAGACUCUGUCUUGAAUGGACUGGAUCAUGAUGCACCGUCUCCCACGGAGAGAGAGGCUUUUAGCUAUCCUGACAGCAGCAGAGCAGUAGAAAAGUCGCUUGUCUAAAGGUACAGAAGUUCCCUGCAAGCAAUAAGUUCUGCAGUACAAGAACACAGCUCAGCAUUUGGCCACUGCUUGGUUUCCUUGUGAAAUCAGAUUGAACUCUAUAAAUAAAACUUGGUUUAAAAAGC
Molecule: messenger RNA, 2462 nt
Organism: Lagopus leucura (white-tailed ptarmigan)
Lineage: Eukaryota; Metazoa; Chordata; Aves; Galliformes; Phasianidae
Gene: INTS10
Product: integrator complex subunit 10
Exons: 18
Coding region: 35-2245 (736 amino acids)
Biological process (GO): snRNA processing
Cellular component (GO): integrator complex
Source: RefSeq, a predicted model, not a curated record